AUGAUGUAAAAUACAACUACAAAUUAUUUGAAAGUUAAAUUUAUCAGAAUUAAUGGUGCGGAGCCAUGGCAAUUAAUUAAAAAAAUAAUUUUGUAUUAUUAGGUUAUAAAUAUGCUAUAAGAAGAUUCGCAUUUAAAAAUGGAGUUCUUCAUAAAGCAAAUUUUAUCAUAAGCCAUUCAGAUGAUGUGCCUUCUUUUUAAAUAUACUAACCAAAUAAUCACAUAUUAUAUCAGGAUCUAAUAAUGCAAAAAUUGUGAUUGCAGAUACUAAUUUGAUGGCUAAUCCAAAGUAUUUUUUUUUUGAAAAAAUUAAAAGGACACACUGAUCGCAUUCAUUGGAUAGUAAUUUCUCCUGUUAAUGUAUCAAGUAGUAAGGAUUGCACAAUCAAGUUCUGGAAUAUUUCAAAUUAUAAAUUAAAGAAUUAUUGUUAUUAGACUUUUAAAGCUCAUAAAAAGCCAGUUUUAAAAUUAUCAAUGA
Paramecium sonneborni is the source of this 477-nucleotide messenger RNA. NCBI's taxonomy places the organism in Eukaryota, Ciliophora, Oligohymenophorea, Peniculida, Parameciidae. The record is from the annotation of a GenBank genome assembly.